GCGCGCGCCACGCGGCAUUCGCUGCAUAUCUUCAGCCAUAUUCUAGUCCUGACUAUUGAUAAUCUGUUGUCACCUACGGAUUUUCAGACUACAAGAGCACUGUUCGUUUGUACCGAACACAUUUUCGGAGACAGUCACAGGCGGAUGCAUCUUCGUACACUGGGUGAGCCCACCAGAGCCCAUGCGCAACCUGCGUUCAGCCUCCCCCCGCCUGGAGACCGUCGAGGAGCCCGACUCGCAAGAGCAGGACUUGUCGGCGAUCAUCGGCAAGACGGGGCCCUUCCAUCGGAUCAUGCUGCUGUACGCCACAUUCGCCAUGGUGGUCUUCUCUCUGCACUUGCUGCUGCACAUGAUCGUCCAUCCUGGCAGCGUGGACCACUGGUGCCAGCUGCCGGAGACGCCUCCGAACACGACGCUCGAGGAAUGGAGAAGGUUGAACAUCCCCGAGGAGCCCGACGGCUCCCUCGGCCGUUGUCUCGUGUACAAGGAGGUCAGUGGUGAGCCCGAUAACCAAACGCGCCAAACCGACACCUGUGUCAGCAGGUUCUUCAACGUCUCCGUCGACACGAUGUCGAUCGUGCAGCAGUGGGACCUCGUCUGUGACAGGGAAUGGCUCUACUCGGCGGUGAGCACAACCUUCUAUUCGGGAUCGCUACUUGGGCUCGCCUUAUCGGGCCUAUUAGCCGACAGGGUAGGCAGGAAACCCGUGGUCUGCUUCGCGGUCGUGCUUCUGGAGGUGGCGGGCGUGUCUCUCUACAGCGUCGAGAGCUUCGUCCUCUUCAACGCACUCCGGUUCCUGGUGGCCGCUUCUGUUUCCGCGCUCUCCUACACUAACUACGUGUUGCUGGUUGAGUUCGUCGCGCUGGAACACCGAGCCCUGUACGGAACCUUCACUUAUUGCGGCUUCAGCGUCGGCGUCCUUCUUGGCAACGUGAUCGCGUACCUGAUCCGGGACUGGCGAACUGUGCAACUGGUCAUCAUGAUUCCAACCACUUUGCUGUUCGUCGGCUUCUGGCUUCUGCCCGAAUCUCCCCGUUGGCUCAUUACGACACUGCGGAUCCAGCAAGCGUGCGGGGCGGUGUCUCUCAUCCUGCGCAAGAACCGGAUGCCUGCCAAAUCCAUCCGCAGCGUUAUCAAGCGCCUCAGGAGCCGUCCAAUCAGCAUGCUUCACCAGAAGGGUGGCGCGUCUUCUCCCGGGUCUGCUGGAAGGCUAUCGCCUCGUCGAAAGGCAGGGGCAGUGAAGUUCGAGCGCCCGGAUAAGUCUAUAUGGGAACUCUUGGUUAUUUUCGUCACCCAGUACCAACUUUCUAACACGGCGUUGUGCCUCUCCUGGUUCUCGUGCUCAGUCACGUACUACGGUAUCGCCUACGACGUGAGCGCCCAGUCGGCGAGCAACGUCUCCCAAUUCGUGGUCGCCGCGGUGGCGCCACUCGCGGCCUACGUCUUGAUCAGUCGCCGAGGCCGGCGGGACGUUCUCGCUGGGUCGCUAAUUUUCACCAGCGUGUGCUGCAUCGUCAUUGCCAUCCUCCCGAGAGAUCGCAUAGACCGGUUCCUAGCCAUUUUGAUUGCGUGGUUCCUUAUCAACGUGGCAUUCACCGUGAUGUUCCUGUACGCAACCGAAAUCUACCCCACGACCAUCAGAGCACUGGGCUUCAACUUUGGAGCGGCCUUCGGUCGACUGGGUUUCAUAAUAGCACCUAUCUUCUACGGCACUACCAUGAUGAACGUGUACGGAUCCCGGAUGGUGGGCUACUCCGUCCUGUCCCUGAGCUGUGUUGUGUCCGGGUUCCUGGCGACCAAGCUUCCUGAAACUAAGGAGACUCACCUUCCAGAUAAGAUCAAGCCCGAGCACAGCAUAUUCGAUUUCAGCCCCAUGUGGUUACCUGGCAGCCGACGUCCCAAGGACACCCACGAAGACGCCAAUGCCGAUACAAUAGUUGGCAGUGGCAUGCACAUGACAGCGGUGCUUCAAUUCGCUAACGUGUUCGGCGGAAUCACGAAAUGUGGCGUGGGCGGUAGCAGGCGUUCCGGAUUUGAAAAGCCGGCAACUUCGAGCGCUGUGCAGGAGCAGCCAUCAUCGUCUUCGAGUACGAAGCAGAGUUUGGUGGCAGAGAAUGCGAAAUCACAGGACAAUUCAGCAGUGUCCGGUGCACCAACAAUGCACGAUGCCAUCCCCCCACAGAAGCCACCCGCGCCAGAGCUGUCAGAACCGACGUCGAAGGAAGGCGGCAGACCCACCACGCAUGAGGAGGUGGAGGCUUUCGGGAGUUCCGGGGAGCUGUUGUUGUCGUCUCUGAAUGAUGUCGUUCAUACGGCAUCGGAGCCCGUGCUAGCCGCGACGACGCAAGCAUCGGUGAUUAAAGAGCCGCUGGACAAUGCUCCUGCGCUUCUCCAUGGGCCGCCAGCGAUCGUCGACGAUAUUGAGAAGCCAGGUGGAAGGACUGGAGAACGGGAUUCACACGAACCGGGAAGUAAAUCUGCAGGCCCCUGUACUACCGGCCAGCGUUCAGCUCGUCUUAGGCCGCAUAGCUCGACCGAGGCUGCUCCUUCCUCCACAGGAACCACCGUUGGUCCGGCCGAGUCUGCUGCUAUUCAUGCGCCUGACUCGACGGCGCUAGUUCCCGAGCCAGGCGCAAGAAAUUUACCGCCUUCAUCCGACGGCAACGCAAUUGAUCGAGAUAUCGCGGAGGCAGCGAGUCACAGCAGCUCGCCUGGUAGCCACGGGACGCCGACUAAGCCGGACAGUGGAGUGACAAGUGGCGUUGAGUCACCGGCGUCUCGCGCCGACAUGAGCGCUUUUGGUGCACGCACUGCGACUCCUUCGAAGGUGUCGGUGAACACCCUCGGCACGAUUUACAGGCAGGGUCCUCCGUCGGCCGUGCGCUCUAGUCUGUGCUCGGACGCUGAAACUCCGUCCCACUUAACCGAGGAAACGCACACCAAUGACGCCAGCUCCGAACGGAAGAGAAAGAAGCACCUCAGACGAAAACGUUAACCGGAUCUUGAGGCCAAAUCGAUAGAACCAAGUGCUGCACUGUAUAGACUUGAGCUGAUAAGAUAAACUUGGAUGACGUUUGCUCCGAAGCAGAGCAUACUGGCUUGCUUACGCGCAAAUAUCUUAUACCGUUUUAGCUGGAUUUUAGCCCACACUGCUGUUAAGGGGCUAUUACUGGAAUGCCAUUUACGACAUUCUCACGAAGCAUAUUCCGCAAUUUCGUUAUUCACAGCAGCCGACAGACUUUCUUGCAUGCAUUUCAAGUUGAAAGAAAAUGCACCUGUGCGUAUGAGGCCUUAGCCUAGUAGUAAGCAUCAAUAACUUCAGGGUUGCGUAAAGGGUUAUAACUAUUUUUGUAGCCUGUUGUAGAUCUUUAACUCAGUAUUGAACUCGUUGUGGUUGCCCUGUUUAUCAAAACUUUCAAGGUGAUGUGAUUGUAAGCGCUAAUGAAAGUGCCAACGGCACCACAUACAUGCCGUGCUUGGUUUGUGAAAAAUAUAUUGCUUAUGUGACCUGAUGUGACCAUCGAACCCUGGG
Molecule: messenger RNA, 3532 nt
Organism: Dermacentor albipictus
Lineage: Eukaryota; Metazoa; Arthropoda; Arachnida; Ixodida; Ixodidae
Product: solute carrier family 22 member 7-like
Biological process (GO): transmembrane transport
Cellular component (GO): membrane
Molecular function (GO): transmembrane transporter activity
Source: RefSeq, a predicted model, not a curated record